Molecule: messenger RNA, 3655 nt
Organism: Morus notabilis
Lineage: Eukaryota; Viridiplantae; Streptophyta; Magnoliopsida; Rosales; Moraceae
Product: pentatricopeptide repeat-containing protein At5g61990, mitochondrial
Exons: 2
Coding region: 617-3655 (1012 amino acids)
Molecular function (GO): protein binding
Source: RefSeq, a predicted model, not a curated record
UUCAAUCUCAGCCAUUGAAUGGUCUUAGGUUGGUGCUUGCUUAGAGCAUUGGAGGAAGAAAGACAGCCUAGUGAUAGAGCGAGCAGCCGCAUCCACCGCCGGCCGGCGAGAGCUCGUCUCCUCCGACCAGCACAUCCGCCACUGCUCCGAUCAACGUCGCCUCCCUCUCCAUCGAGCCUCUUUCCCAGUCGCCCGCCCUCUCAUCUAGUAGGGCCCACCAGUUAGCCGCCGCCGCCGCCGCCGCCAUAUUCCCAUCGCCCUGUGUCUAUUUUCCUUCUUCCUGUUCAGGUCGACGAACAGCCCCAGUCAACACAACACAACACAACUGUCUCAUAUACACACUGGUACUCCUAUAUAUAGCACCAGCAGACGCUGAAAAACCAUUUCUAGUUGACAAUGUACAUCAUAAGAGUCUUAUAGAUUUUUGCAUUAUUGGUGUUGCACGCACACUAAUGGGCGGGUUUCUUGGUGCUUUGUCCUCUUUAUCUGCCACCAAACUCGGAAGAGAGAAAAGAUCUCCGCUAAUGUCAUCAUAGUAACUUGGAAGAGGGUCACUGAAAUAGAACUUCCUCCUCUUCCCUCCGCUGCGAAACCUCCUCGUACCCUCUUCAACAAUAUGUGGAAACUCGUAUGCAGAAAUUGGCAUUGCCUUAAUCCCAGAACCAAUUCUCACACACUCCCAGACAAGUUUUAUUACUGCACCUUGCAAACCCAUGACACAGUUCAAGAAAUCAGCAACAUUCUCAUCCACAACAACUGGAAAUUCCUCAUGGACUCCUCGGACAUCCCCAAGAAGCUAAACACAGGUGUAAUCAGAUCCGUCAUUCACAAUAACAGGUUCAUUAAUCCCAAACGCCUCCUUGACUUCUUCAUAUGGUCUGAAACCAAAGCGGAUAAUAACUUCAACGACUUGGAUUUGUUGUCUCUUCUCGUCAUUUUGCUUUGUAAUUCGAAUUCAUUUUUGCCCGCCCGUGAUGUCAUUGAUCGCAUGAUAAAGACGGGGAAAACUUUUGAUGUUUUGAGUUCUGUUGUUGAAUGUUAUAGGAGAUUUGAUGGGUCCAGAAAUGUGGCGUUUGAUAUGUUGGUUGAGAGGUAUACUAAAAUGGGUUUUGUUGUUGAGGCUGCUGAUGUUUUUUUGGGGUUAAGAGAUGUUGAGUUCUUUAUGCCUAGUUUGUUGUCAUGCAAUUCACUCUUGAGGGAGUUAUUGAGGACUAACAAGAUUGGGUUGUUUUGGAAGGUUUGUGAUAGUAUGUGUGAGAUGAGGAUUGAAUUUGACGUGUAUACUUAUUCUAGUGUUAUUGAUGCUCAUUUUAGAAUUGGGAAUGCUGGUGAGGCCAAAAGGGUAUUUUUGGAAAUGGAUGAGAAGGGUUGUAGUCCGAACAUCAUUGUAUAUAAUGUGAUGAUUAGUGGUUUGUGCAGAGUUGGGCUUCUAAAUGAAGCGGUUCACAUGAAAAAGUCGAUGUCUGUGAAGGGUUUAGUCCCUGACAACUAUACUUAUGCAACUCUUAUUAAUGGUUAUUGUAGAGGAAAGAGAUUGGAAGAUGCAAAACUGGUUUUGUCUGAAAUGGUUGAUGAGGGAUUGAAGCCUAAUAUAGUUGCCUACAAUGCUUUGAUUGAUGGGUUUCUGAACCUUGGUGAUUUGGAAGAGGCUUUUAGAAUUAAGAAUGAAAUGGUUUGUCACGGUUUAAAGCUAAAUUUGGUAAAUUAUAACACUGUUCUUAAAGGAGUUUGUAAGGCUGGUAAGAUGGACAAGGCCAGAAAAAUUGUCAAUGAAAUGAUUAGGGCGGGAAGUCAACCUGAUGCAAGAACUUACACUUCAUUGAUUGAGGGCUAUUGCCGGCAACGUGAUAUGGUCAGUGCUUUCAAAAUGUUUGAUGAGAUGAAGAAGAUAAAUUUGGUACCGACAAUUGUAACAUACAGUGUGAUAAUUAAUGGGCUGUGUGGAAGUGGAAAUCUUGAUCAGGCUAAUCAUUUUGUUCAGGAAAUGAUUUCAUGUGGAUUGAAACUGAACUGUAUUGUCUACCAUCCUCUUAUUUCAGCUCAUCUAAAGGAAGGUAAAGUAGAAGCAGCAAGAAGGAUUUUAGAUAGGAUGAGGGAACUAGGGAUUUCACCCGAUGUGUUUUGCUACAAUUCUCUUAUAAUUGGUCUCAGCAGAGAAAAUCAGUUGGACACGGCAAGGAAUUACUUGGAUGACAUGUUGGCAAAGGGAUUACAGCCAAAUGCAUACACGUAUGGAGCUUUUGUGCAUGCGUAUAGUAAGGUUGGGGACAUGAAGAUGGCCGACAGAUACUUCAAUGAGAUGUUAUGUUAUGGUCUGACGCCUAAUGUUGUUAUUUACACAGCCUUGAUAGAUGGGCAUUGCAAAGUAGGGAACCUAGAAGAAGCUUUUUCAGCGUUUAGGUGUAUGCUUGCGCGUGGAAUUGUCCCAGAUGUCCGAACUUAUAGUGUUCUUAUUAGCGGGCUUUCAAGGAUUGGGAAAAUGCAAGAAGCCUUGGGGAUCUUCUCUGAGUUUUGUGAGAAGGGUUUGAUUCCUGAUGUUUACAUUUACAACUCUCUCAUUACUGGUUUCUGCAAACAAGGUGAUUUGGACAAGGCUGUUCAGCUUUAUGAGGAGAUGUGCAUGAAGGGCACAGGUCCUAACAUUGUGACUUAUAAUAUUUUGAUUAAUGGGCUAUGCAAGGCAGGUGAUGUUGAAGAAGCUACUAACUUAUUUCAUGGCAUUUUGAAGAACGGUUUGACUCCCAACAACGUGACAUAUGCUAUAAUGAUAGAUGGUUACUGCAAAUCUGGAAAUUUAAUCGACGCAUUCAAGUUAUUUGAUGGGAUGCCACUAAGGGGAGUCACAGCCGAUAGUUAUGUUUACAAUGCCCUUCUUGAUGGAUGCUGCAAAGAAGGAAAUUUGGAUAAAGCAAAGGGUCUAUUUCAAGAUAUGUUGAUUAAAGGUGUUGCCUCUGCAAUGUCUUUUAACACAUUGAUUGACGGGCUCUGCAAAAGCAAAAUGCUGCUAGAAGCCAACCAUUUGCUGGAAGAAAUGUCGGAAAAACAGAUCUUUCCUGACCAUGUAACCUACACAACCGUGAUUGAUCAUCAUUGUAAGGCUCAGAAUAUGGAGGAAGCGAAACGGCUCUUCUUGGAGAUGAAAGCAAUGAAUCUUGCACCAACCAUUGUAACCUUCACAUCACUUCUACAUGGAUACAACAUGGCAGGAAAAACUUAUGAAGUUUUUUCUCUGUUUCAGGAGAUGCUAGCUACAGGGAUAGAGCCUGAUAAUGUUGCCUAUUGUGCUAUAAUUGAUGCUCAAUGUAAAGAAGGGAAUUUAACAGAAGCAUUGAAAAUGAGGGAUGAGAUGUUAAAGAAGUGUUUUCCCAGGAGAUUAUGUACUUAUGACACUCUAACACAAGCCCAAUGUGCAAAGCAAGAUUUUCCUCAAGCCCUGAAGUUGCUUAAUAAAAUCGGAGAAGCCGGCUUGCGUCUUAGUUUUACUGCAUGUAGUGUCAUAGCUUCUGGCUUCCAAUGUGCUGGUGAUAUAGAUAAAGCCACAGAAGUAUUGGAUCGUAUGGUUUCAAACUCCACAAGCUUAGCUGACUUAAUUGAUGGAAACCAAAAGAUUCCAUAUUCUGAGCACUCUAGAGAUCUAAUCAAGCAAAUGGCCUAG